Messenger RNA from Lucilia cuprina (Australian sheep blowfly), 952 nucleotides. RefSeq names its product peptide deformylase, mitochondrial-like. The transcript has 2 exons. NCBI's taxonomy places the organism in Eukaryota, Metazoa, Arthropoda, Insecta, Diptera, Calliphoridae. Gene Ontology annotation, cellular component: mitochondrion. The record is from RefSeq and is a predicted model, not a curated record. Gene Ontology annotation, biological process: N-terminal protein amino acid modification; peptidyl-methionine modification. Gene Ontology annotation, molecular function: peptide deformylase activity. Bases 73 to 792 code for a protein of 239 amino acids.
UUUUGUUUUUCUUUUAGCCGGCAUUUAUUUUUUCUGCUCUUAAUUGCGUAAAUUCUUAUAAUCCUCGCUUUAAUGGCUCUGCAAAAGUUAAACCUUAUUCCAUUCAACCUAACAAAUACCUCCAUGAGAUUCUUUCAUGCAACCACAACAAAAUGUAAAACAUUUCGUCAAAUGUAUCGUGACUUCUGGACACCUAAACAAGCUAAUCAACCACCCUAUGGCCAUUUCACACAAGUUGGAGAUCCUGUGUUACGUGCUGCAGCCGCUGAAGUACCUAAGGAUAUGUUAAAUAGUAAAGAAAUCGAUUUGAUUGUGGAUCAAAUGAUUAAAGUUUUACGAAAGUACGAUUGUGUAGGCAUUGCAGCACCACAAAUUGGUGUAUCUUUGCGUAUUAUUGUCAUGGAAUUUAGAAAGGAUUUGGAUAAAAAAUUUACAAAGGAAGUGUAUGAGGCUCGGAAGAUGUCACCACUGCCAUUGACGGUCAUGAUUAAUCCCACCUUAAAAGUUACAAACUACACCAAACAUAAGCAUCCCGAGGGCUGUAUGAGUGUUCGUGGCUAUUCCGCUGAAGUUGAACGCUAUGAAGGUGUCACCUUAACGGGUAUAGGUAAACGGGAUACACCCUCCGAGCUACAACUAACAGGUUGGAAUGCACGCAUAGCACAACAUGAAAUGGAUCAUUUAGAUGGCAAACUAUAUAUAGAUCAAAUGGAUCGUUCAACAUUUUACUGCACCUGUUGGGAGACGGUCAAUUCAAAAGCUGGACGUGUGGAAAUACCAUUUUAUAAAUAGAAAAAAAAAUACUUUCGGGGGGGAAAUUUUUACAUUAAAAUUUUCUAAAAAAGAAUUUUAGUUUGAGUUUUAAAAUCAAGAGAUUAUAUUAGGUGCAAUUUUAAAAUGUUAUUACUUUUGUUAUUAAUUAUUGAAAAAUAAAGUCUUUUUGUAAAUUUAA